CACCCGGGCACUAUAAAAAGUCUGCUCCUGCUGAAGUUGUUCAGUCUCGUCACCAACUCCACCAGACCCACCAUCAUGAAAUUCGUGGCCCUUGCUCUCGCCCUUCUGCUGGCCGUCUCCUGCCAGGGUGCUUCCCUGCUGCAGGCUGAUGCUCCAUCCCAGCUUGCCCAUGUCCGGGCUGCUAUGGAUGUCUACCUGACCCAGGUCAAGGAGAGCGCCAAGAGAGCUUUGGAUCAGCUCGAUGAUGCCGAGUACAAGGAGCUCAAGGAUCAGGUUUCUCAGCGCCUGGAGGACAUGCACACUCAGAUCAAGGCUCUGCAGACCUCUGUCUCCCCUGUCACCGACAGCGUCGUCAAAACCAUUGCUGAUGCCACCGCUGGUCUCCGUGCUUCUCUUGAGGCUGAUUUCGACACCCUGAAGGCCGAGCUUGAGCCCAAGCGUGCUGCUCUGAGGGAAGUCAUUGAGAGGCACCUGCAGGACUACCAGACCCAGCUGGAGCCCGUCAUGAGCGAGUACUACGCCAAGCACACCGCUGAGAUGGAGGCCCUGAGGGCCAGGAUGGAGCCCAUUGUGGAGGAGCUGCGUGCCAAGGUGGCUACCAACCUCGAGGAGACCAAGGCUGCUGCUCUCCCCAUUGUGGAGGCUGUGCGCACCAAGAUCAGUGAGCGUCUGGAGGAGCUGAAGGGCCUGGCUAAGCCCUACGUGGAUGAAUACAAAGAUCAGAUGAAGCAGGUCUACGACCAGGCAAGGGGCGUCAAAGCCGAAGACCUCACUGCCCUGAGGGAGAAGAUUGCACCUCUGGCCGAGGAAGUUAAGGCCAAGGUUCAGCAGAUGGCUGAGAUCGUCAUGGCUUCCUUCCAGAGCUAAAUCAUCUCUACCCUGUUCCCAUAAUUAACCUCACCUACCUGUCUGCCGUAGACCCAUUCCAUCUUUUGCUCCAUUCCCUCUUUCCUCACAUACACAUCCAAACCACCUCGCAAAACAAAGCCAAUGCCUUACUGAUGCAUUUCUUUGCAACAAAAAGGCGGGACUCUUGCUCUAUCAUUCCCACGCAAACACUUUCCUUUAUGCGCACAUGCUCAAGCACAUGCAAGCAAAGACAUACACAGACACAUACAUACUCAGCACACACAUGCUUCACUCUUUAUGUGCCACAACCAUCUGCUUACAUUUUGUGUAGUAAUUGUACGUGAAUGAUCACAAGUGCCUGUACCUCUGUGUAAUGAUGCUUGUCUGAUGAAAACUGUGCUUUGACGAAAUACAGCUCAAUAAACAUCUGACUGUUUAUACUA
Messenger RNA from Scomber japonicus (chub mackerel), 1292 nucleotides. RefSeq names its product apolipoprotein A-I-like. Gene Ontology annotation, biological process: lipoprotein metabolic process; lipid transport. The record is from RefSeq and is a predicted model, not a curated record. Gene Ontology annotation, molecular function: lipid binding. NCBI's taxonomy places the organism in Eukaryota, Metazoa, Chordata, Actinopteri, Scombriformes, Scombridae. The transcript has 4 exons. Gene Ontology annotation, cellular component: extracellular region. Bases 76 to 867 code for a protein of 263 amino acids.